Molecule: messenger RNA, 783 nt
Organism: Aureobasidium pullulans EXF-150
Lineage: Eukaryota; Fungi; Ascomycota; Dothideomycetes; Dothideales; Saccotheciaceae
Exons: 3
Coding region: 1-783 (260 amino acids)
Source: RefSeq, a predicted model, not a curated record
AUGUCCAAUCAACAGACCGUCGACAUCUUCAAACUCAUCAGAGACUCGCCUUCGGCCAUCGCGAUGCAAGAGCCAAUUGAUACAAUUCCAUCGAGCGCUUCCGCAGAACCUGAUUUCUCCACAAACCUCUGGAUCAGCUCAACAGCGCCCAUCGAAUUGCAAGAUUAUUUUCAACCACUCUCCUUGGAUUCUUGGAGGGUAAUACUGUGCAUCUCUCCACAUUCUCGUCGAACAUCAAGAUUGACCCCACCUAACAACGAGCCUUCCCAUCCGCUGAUCGUAAAAAUGCAAGAAGCAAUUCCACCAACUUCACCGGGAUCCUGGAGGACCAUACUACCUAUCUCGCCAUUUCCGCAACACCGCCAAGAGCUUCAACCUCAGCUGUACCCCACACCAUACCGGACCACCACUUCACACUUCCCAAGCCAAGACCAAGCUGGCCAAGAAUGUCUGGAAAUGGAGACAGAAGGCUGCCUAGAGCGUCCUCGAGCUGCGAAUAUGGGACAUGAGGUGGCGGCAAGGCCGGUCGAGUCGCCAAUGGGGCUCCGCAACGAUGGGCAGAGUCGGCAGGGCUUCGCUUGUCGGUCCGAGUCGACUCCGGCGGUCAUGCAUAUGGGGGCGCCCGUUCUUGGCACGGUACCUCUGCUCAUCGCCAGGCCUGCACAACCACAAACAAUGUUUCUCGACCGCUUCUCGUCAAUCGAGUCAUUGAUCGGCGGUCGUGGUAUACUGCAAGAUCUUUCGAAAACUUUCGAACACAGGAAAGCGGCCAUUGCUCAAUAG